Fraxinus pennsylvanica is the source of this 327-nucleotide messenger RNA. NCBI's taxonomy places the organism in Eukaryota, Viridiplantae, Streptophyta, Magnoliopsida, Lamiales, Oleaceae. The record is from the annotation of a GenBank genome assembly.
AUGGUUGCUGAUGGAAUUGAUGCAUCGUUGGGUCAAUAUGACGAUGAUUCUGGUGACUGGAGGCCUGCUGUAAAUCGAAGAACUCAUAGAAGAUUCUUGAUAAGGAAAGCUAGAUGUGAAAUGAAUGCUGAGUUGUCCGAGAAAGGAGAACAAUUGGGUAGGUGGUUGUGGAUCGCCGGUGCUGGAGAAGGUGAGGCACAGCGGCGAUAUCUCGCGCUGCGGCGCUCUGAGCAUGGCGGUUGCCCUGCUGCCUGCUGGAUUGUGAGCCGAGUUGCUGGGGCGGCUGUCUCGAUGGUGGCUGGCUGGCUGUCUCGGCGGCGACAGUGA